Electrophorus electricus (electric eel) is the source of this 3886-nucleotide messenger RNA. It is a transcript of the gene ddah2, whose product is annotated as DDAH family member 2, ADMA-independent. Lineage: Eukaryota; Metazoa; Chordata; Actinopteri; Gymnotiformes; Gymnotidae. The record is from RefSeq and is a predicted model, not a curated record.
CUCUCUGGAAAAAAUCACUUUCCAAUCUCUCCAGUAUUAUAUCAAUGUGGUCUAUGUAGCAGAACUGGAUAUGCUACUUCCCUCUCACAGGGAAAAUCACUUAGAUCGGAUAAUUUAAAAAAAGUUAAGUUAGCUUGUAUCUUUAUGUGUAAACUCCCGUCCAACAACGUAAAACAUUAAAGUCCAUUCCCGUCUCAGCCAACAGGGGGAUGGAAAGGGGGAUGGGGAAGGGAACUUCAGAAGAAGGAGAGAAUAACGGGCUGUUUGGGUGUGGGAGGAGUGGACAUGAAACAGACUCAGAAACACUCGGAAUAUUCUCAAUCUAAUUCUAAGACUACGUUUCGCAACCCCAGAAGAUGUAGGACAUUCAGUUAGGCUUGGGGAAAAAGCUUUCUUCACUAAUAUAAGACGCCUGCUUCUAAGUCGACUUCCUCAAGCUGAUCCAUUAGAACUCAGGUGGCAGUGGAGAUUCAGAGCACACACACUUUCAUCCAUACACACUGUCUUACACACACAUACUUGCUGAAAGGAACAUCCACUCUCCCUCUAAUCAGUUGUGGGCAGAACACCAGGAACAAAAACACAGAUUUUCCUACAAACACACUCACUCAUACAUACUUUUUUACAAAACAUACACACACACACACACACACACACACACACACAUCACACAUCACACACUGACAUGGCAAGUGUUUGUCCAUAUGGUCCCUUUACCCAUGCCAUUGUCAGAGGAAUCCCAGAAUCCUUUGGGAAGCUGGCAGAGGGUGGUGAGGCUGUAGAAACAGAUGUGGCCAGGGCUCAGCGCCAGUUUGGGGUGCUGAUGGGGGCGCUGCGGCAGAAGGUGGGGCUUCAGCUGAUGGAGAUACCAACAGACGCCGAGUUUCCUGAGAGCUGGAGGAUAGAGGACAUUGCAGUCAUCCAGGGAGACACGGCCCUCAUCACAUGCCCCUACAAACAGCAGAGACGUGCAGAGGCAGAGGCAGUGAGGGAGGUCCUUUAUGAGCUGAACAUGAACGUGGUAGAGAUGGGAGAGGAGGAGGGGGGCUCUGGAGGUGCGACCCUGGAGGGCAGUGACGUGCUCUUCACAGGGAAAGAAUUCUUUGUGGGGAUCUCCAAGCACACCAACCAUCACGGAGCCGAAGUGCUCGCCAACACCUUCAGGGACUUUGCCGUUUCCACGGUACCUGUGUGCGGGGGUUCUCGUCUGAAGAACAUUUGCUCCAUGGGAGGUCCUGAAACCAUCAUCUUCAGUAACAGCGAGGGAGCCAAAAAGACCUUACGGAUGAUGGAACAGCUGACGGAUUAUAACUAUGACAUGCUGUCUGUGCCGGAGUCUGUGGCAGCUAACUGCGUGUAUGUGCGCAGCCCAGCCAAAGUGGACUUCCUGCUGCAUCCCACUGUAGAUGAGUGUCCCAACAGCAUAGCCGCCUUUCAGAAGUUGCCUGACUACACUCUCCUCCCCACCGCCUGCAGUGAGGCCUCCAAGCUAGGAGGGAUGCUGUCUUCUUUCUGCCUGCUUAUUAACCGGAAGUUCAACUACUAAACCUAUAACUCAUAUCUGUAUGAGUUAGUUGUAUUGGUGUGGCUAAUUUAGUGUUCCAUCAGUCUCUUACAACUGUGUGAUCAGUGACCUGUUCUAUUACUUCAAUGUAUUUAAAACUAAUCAUUAGUUUAUGAUACAUUCAUGUAAACACCUAGGAAACAUGCAGUGAAAUAUAGAAAAUAUUUUAUACAGAUUUAAGACAUUUAUGUAACUAUGUGCAUGAGUUCUCAGUUAACGAGCAGUUAUUACAUUUAAUUAGUUGCUUGUACACUGGUAAGUUGUUUUGUACCCUGCGAGUAUGCUGUUUGUUGAUGUACCAGCAUAUCUUUGCAUAAGAAUAUUUUAUAUAAUAGGGUUGUGGUUAAAAAAAUGGUGAUGGUUCAGUGGUGGCAUCAUCACAACCUUGGAGGACACCUUCACUGAUACCUGAAAGAUUUGUGACCAAGCCCUUGUUGAUGUCACAACCUCUGUAGAAAAAGAAAGACAUUUCAUAAAUAAACAGACCACUGCAUAACUUCUCAAACUGGUAAUGUUAAUAUUGCAAGUUUUAAUAUGAAUGUACAUCACUCCAUUCCGUAAAAUUCUGUAGAAUGGAGUUGAACGGACUGUAUGAGAACACAAGAGAGCACACCAAUAGAUGUAUAAGAGCCUAGCAAAGGUUUCAUUCUCAGGUUCUUUUAUAAUCUCAAGAUUAAGAAAUGCAAAAUCCAAAGAACAGGUGAUCCAACAAGUUUCUUAGCCAACAGUUAAGAAAGAGUGGCUGCAUCGUGUCAAAUGUAGUUGAGAAAUCCAUAUUAAAUUCUAGCAUUUGUUUUAAUGUAUCUCAAGGUAUUUAUGAGGUGAGGUGGGAGGUACACACCCUGGAAGAGAUUGAAGUACUUUUUCUAUUCCAUUUCAUUGCCAGGGUUGUACAAGUUAAAGGUGGAAAGUCAUCAAAGGACUUUGGAAGGUUAUUUCAGGCAGGAAGGCAGACAGUUUGUGUUUGUUGAGGGUUAGGGUGAGAAGGGCAAAGUCCCCUGAAAAUCUGGCAGUACCACCUCUGUAUAGAAGCAGACAGGAAUAAGUAGAAAUAGGACACCAUAGGGGGUAUGCUCUGCAAUUUAUAUCUGUGGAGGGUUAUGUUUAAAUGAAAUAUAACAAUAAUCAAAAAUCCAGUCUAGAAUAUUCUUACUGGUUUGCAUACCCACAGAGCAGAUGAGUGUGUAAUCUAGGACAACAUAGGUUUAUAGAUAUAAAAAAAAAACAGUAAAAUAGGUUUCUCACAUGUAGCUAAAACCACCCCCCAAAACAUCCAUUUCCAUUGUGUAGUGUGAAUGUAGCCACUGAAUUUGCAGAGCAGCUUCUAGAUAACAUAGGCAAUCUGAUCAACCCUUGUCCACAAAACAUUCAACAUUUUACAUGAACUGCACAAGCUUGGAAGGAUGUUUUAUUUAAAUAGUAUUUCAAACAAGCCUAAUGUGGAACUUGGCCAAAACUGUAUAGGCUUACUGUUACCUUUAACCCCAGCUGGGCUCUAAUGCUGUGGAUUUUGCAGACACGGCAUUAGCUGUAUACAGUGUGCUGUUUGUAAUCGGGGAUAAUGAACACUUAGCUGCGAAACACUUUACACACUAGUGUAAAUUUUAAGGGUGUGUUCAGUGAACUGCAGUAACAGAGCAGUCUGGAGUGUGAAUGCUUCCUUUCAACCUCUAGUGAGGUUCGUUUUAAGUAUGAAUUCAAUAUGAAAAGAACCAAACAGGACAUGAUGUCACAAAAGAUGAUACUAAACACGCAGAAUGGUGCUUUGAAAGCAAAAAGUUUUGUACAGGCAUCAGAAAUGUGUCAUCUCUUUGCAGUGCACCUUCUUUGAUAUGUGCAGCAGAGGAAUUCGAGUCUGAUUUAGAGUCCUUUAUCCAUUUUACCACCUCUUGCAGUGUUUCCAGAUGGUAAUACCACCAGAUAUAGACAGAGACAUAAGUGCAUUAAGACCAUAGAUUCUAUCAAACACUUUUCAUAUGUCUAUUUUUUUAUUAUUAUUUGUUUCAAUUGUGAAUGCUAACAAACCAGGACUAAAAUUUAACAAAUGUAUAAUUUUGUUAAGUCCGCACCAAGGAAUCCGAACUACAAAUAUGAACACACCCUAAUCCACCACUGCCAACACCACUACUGUAUUCUGAAAUCACUUAACUGACUGUACCUGUGCCCAUUGCAUCAACUUGUACUGGCCUCUUUCACGAGCAACAUUGGUCAGAACAAUGUUACCUGGAUGAUUUUAAUACAAAGGCUACUGGAAAUAUGGGCCAAUAUCAUAUACCAAAGUUACCAUCAGUUAAUUACCUCCCAAGUACAAAAAAAACUUAA